GCAUCCUGAUCCUGCAGCCAUGUCCUACAAGGCACUCACCGUCUGCCUGCUGGGGCUCCUGGCUCUCUCCUCAGCUUGUUACAUCCAGAACUGCCCCAUCGGGGGCAAGCGUGCCGUGCCAGACAUGGACAUCAGGAAGUGCCUGCCUUGUGGCCCCAGGAACAAAGGCCACUGCUUUGGCCCCAACAUCUGCUGUGGGGAGGAGCUGGGCUGCUACCUGGGCACCUCUGAAACCCUGCGGUGCCAGGAGGAGAACUUCCUGCCAACACCCUGUGAGUCUGGGAGGAAAGCCUGCGGCGAGGAUGGGGCGAGCUGUGCAGCACCAGGAAUCUGCUGCAGCAGUGGUGAGCAACGUGGGCAGACCAGGGGGGGCCUCACAUCCACCCCAAGGCUAUGAUACAGAACAGGGAGGGAGGGGGAUGUUACUGAGGAGGAACAUGUUGCUACUGCAGGGCACCAAGCUAAUGCCAAGUUGUUUGAUCUUAUUAAAAACAGCACAGGGAGGGGGAUCUGAGGGCUGCUUUGUGCUGAUUUCUUCUCUCCCUGAGCAGAGGGCUGCGUGCUUGACUCAUCUUGCAACCAAGAAAUGCUGUUUGCAUAGAGGGAAAAACCAGCAGGAUCUGCUGUCCCAUGGGCUGCACCAGCGCAGCACCCAGCACCAUGACUCAGACUGAAGUGAUGUUCUUAAUUAGAAAUAAAACUUGGAGAGAAUUUAAAAAAAAAAAGUGUGUUUUUCUCCAUCCUUGCCUGGUUUAGCUAUAGGAUCCUACUGAGACCUGUAAAGCAGUGCUGUUCAGAAGUCCUCUGCGGUUUUCUUCUUUUGUUGUGUUAAAAACCAUCCUAGAAUGGCUUAAGUUGGAGGAGACCUUAAAGUCCAUCUAGUUCUACUGGGUGGGCAGGUUGCACUCACAAGCUCAGGUUGCUCAGGACCACAUCCAAACCAGCUCUGAGCACCUCCACUGAUGGGGCACCCACAGCUCUGUGGGCAGCAUUAUAGGGCCUCACCACCCU
This is a messenger RNA of Phasianus colchicus (ring-necked pheasant), 1011 nucleotides long. Its product is annotated as oxytocin-neurophysin 1-like. Gene Ontology annotation, molecular function: neurohypophyseal hormone activity; V1A vasopressin receptor binding. Gene Ontology annotation, cellular component: extracellular region; secretory granule. Lineage: Eukaryota; Metazoa; Chordata; Aves; Galliformes; Phasianidae. The record is from RefSeq and is a predicted model, not a curated record.